AUGUUAUUAAAAGAUGAAAUCAAAAGAAAUAUAUUAAAUGAUAACAGAGAUAAACCAAUUUUAAAAGUAAGUGCUUAUGAUGUAGGAAUAUCUACAGAAGAAGAUGUAAAAACUGAAGCUGACAAAGAAAUUAUUGCUGGAAAGUAUACUGUACAAUCAUAUAAGCUUCGAGACAAGGCAAGACCAUUUAUAGAUUUUAUGCAUAUGACAACAACUGGUGGACAUGGUGGUGAUGGAUGUGUUGCUUUCCUUCGAGAAAAAGGAAGAUCUCAAGAGCCACCAUCUGGUGGAAAUGGAGGUCGAGGGGGAAAUGUAAUUUUUAUAGCAUCACCUAGUCAUUCUUCACUUCAUUCUAUUUCACGUAGUAUUACUGCUGGUUCAGGAGAAAGUGGUCGAGGUAAUAUGAGACAUGGUGCAGCUGGUAAAGAUAUUAUAUUACCAAUUCCUUUAGUAUCACAUGGAGGAGAAGGAGGUAAAGGAAAUCCACAUUUUGCAACCAAUGUAAAUAGAUCACCAACAUAUGCAUCAAAAGGAAAACCAGGUGAAAUUCGAUAUUUAGAACUUGAAGUAAAAACAAUAGCAGAUGUAGGAUUAGUAGGAUUACCAAAUGCAGGAAAGUCCACAUUUUUAACAGCAGUAUCAAAUGCUCAUCCUAAAAUUGCAUCAUAUCCAUUUACCACAUUAAAUCCAUAUAUUGGUACAGUUGAUUAUUUUGAUAAAUAUCAAAUAACCAUUGCAGAUAUACCAGGAUUAAUUAAAGGAGCACAUAAAAAUAUUGGAUUAGGUCAUUCAUUCUUAAGGCAUGUAGAAAGAUCUAAAGUAUUGGUUUAUGUAAUAGAUUUAGUAACCAAUGAACCAUGGGAAGAUUGGAAAACAUUAAUUAAUGAAUUAGAACAAUAUAAUGAAGGUUUAACUAGAAGACCUUCAUUAAUUGUUGCUAAUAAAGCUGAUGUAACUGAAAAAGCUAAAAAGAAUUUAAAAUUAUUAGAAACCGAAGUAGCUUAUAUUAGGGGUGAACAAGAAAAGGAUUGGAUAGCAAAAGAAAGCAUUAAAAUUUUUAAAAAUUAUGAUCUCGAAGAUUCCCAUUUUAAAGGUUUCAAUCCAGAUUAUAAUCCCAAGGGUCGCGAUCUCAAUGAUUAUAAAGAUAACGAAAAUGAAGAGGAUAACGAAGAUGAAUUCCAUAUUAUACCAAUAUCAGCAAAAUAUCAAAAAAAUAUAGUGAAAGUUACAACUAUAUUAAGGCAGAUGAAAAGUUUAGGACAGACUGAUUCAUCAAGUUUUAACUAUCUCGAUUUAUUGAAAUCUAAUUAA
Diversispora eburnea is the source of this 1311-nucleotide messenger RNA. Lineage: Eukaryota; Fungi; Glomeromycota; Glomeromycetes; Diversisporales; Diversisporaceae. The record is from the annotation of a GenBank genome assembly.